AUGCUCUCACAACGAACAGUAGCCGUCAUCGGCUUCUUGGUUGUGGUCAACUUCAUCGUCCUGACAUUCACGCUUAAUUCCGGGCUUAUUUCCCGCCCCGCUUCCCUUUUUAGCUUUGGAAGUAACCCCAAGGCUUCAUCGAAUCUAGAGUCUGGGAGUAAAUCGGAUGACAUCCACCCACCAGGUCUGGUCGGCCAGGACCCGGCGAAACUGGAGGAGUGGAGGUUAGAUACGGACCAGUACAUCCUCGACAGGAAUUGGAACUUGACGGCGCCACCGACAACCCGUACCUACGAUCUAGUCAUCACCCGCGGCAAGGCAUGGCCAGAUGGUGUUGUCCGCGAUGUUUUGCUGGUCAACGGCAAGUUCCCAGGACCCCUGAUAGAGGCAAACAGAGGGGAUACGAUUGUGGUGAAUGUCACCAACAAGCUCGACUCGGAACCCACGGCUAUUCACUGGCACGGUAUACAACAGAAGGCAACGCCCUACUAUGACGGUACGGUUGGCGUUUCCCAAUGCGGCAUACCGCCAGGCCAGUCACUGGUCUACAACUUCACCCUCGAGGGCCAGUUUGGUACUUUCUGGUGGCAUGCCCACCAUGAGGGUCAGGCUAUGGAUGGUGUUCUUGGGCCGCUUGUGAUCCACGCCCCCGAGGAGAAGCAAGUUCGAGAGACGUAUGAUGAUGACAGAAUAGUCAUUUUGCAAGACUGGUACCAUGAUCCAAGCCAAGUCAACCUUGCCAGAUACCUUGCUCCAGGUGUGGAAAACGACGAGCCAAUUCCGGAUAAUGGCCUCGUCAACGGUCGAAAUUAUUUCAACUGCUCGUCUUAUGGCACUGAAUCAAACAGAACCUGCCAUGGCGGCACUUCGCAUACGAUUCUCACCCUAAAGAGAGACAGCAAAACUCGUCUCCGACUCAUCAACGCUGGCGGAUUUGCCAGCUUUGAAUUUGCCAUCGACAAGCACCUUCUCAGCAUCAUCGAGGCUGACGGGAUUCUGACCCGUCCAAACUCUGUUAGACGUGUUCCUAUUCACGUAGGCCAGCGAUAUAGUGUCGUGGUCGACACGAAUCAGGGAACCGAAUCGAACAACUACUGGAUCAGAAGCAGGAUGAUAUCUCACUGCUUCAAAGGAGAGGAAAACCCAGUACUGGACAGUACCACAAAAGCAGUGCUUCACUACCAGGGCAAAGAUCAAAACAUAGUUCCUACGGCAGCGUCAAAGGACUGGGAGGAUGCAAUGGCUGUCAUGUGCGAGGAUCCUGCAAAAGGAGUCCUGGUACCCCUGAUCAGCCAACCGCCGCCUCCUGCCACCAGGAUCGUUGCUAUUGACUUCCACUUCAACAUUGGGGCGUACCAAAUGACAUAUGCCAAAAUCAACGAGACGGUAACCUGGAUGCCCCUGAAAAAUUCAACAACCCUUCUCGAGGCGGCUGAAGGCCUACGCUCACCCAAGGCGAGCGGCUGGAGUGAGAAUGGCCGCAUAGGCCUCUUUCCAGAAGACCAGUACGUCAUCGGAGUCAGUAACAGCAACACGACAGAGGUUGUCGACCUGCUGGUAUACAGCCUCGACGAUGGCAGCCAUCCGUUUCACCUCCACGGACAUGACUUUUGGAUCAUGGCUACUGGAGACAGCGGGUUCGACUGGAACAAGUACAAUACUGAGAUCAUGUCCUCGACCGGAGAGAGCCUGGCCAAUGUGACGAAGCGUGAUACUCUCACUAUCAAGCCGUAUGCGUGGGUUUUGAUUCGCUUCGUGGCCGACAACCCUGGUCUGUGGGCUUUCCACUGUCACAUGUCUUGGCACAUGGAAGCCGGCCUGAUGAUGCAAUUCAUGAGCGGAGCAAAGCAGCUCGAGAAAUUGCAAGUUCCUGAUGGUGUUGCAAAUUUGUGCACUACUCCUCAUCCUGAUUGA
This is a messenger RNA of Pyricularia pennisetigena, 1914 nucleotides long. RefSeq lists its product as uncharacterized. NCBI's taxonomy places the organism in Eukaryota, Fungi, Ascomycota, Sordariomycetes, Magnaporthales, Pyriculariaceae. The transcript has a single exon. Gene Ontology annotation, molecular function: oxidoreductase activity; copper ion binding. Bases 1 to 1914 code for a protein of 637 amino acids. The record is from RefSeq and is a predicted model, not a curated record.